Chenopodium quinoa (quinoa) is the source of this 2353-nucleotide messenger RNA. Its product is annotated as glycerophosphodiester phosphodiesterase GDPD1, chloroplastic-like. The record is from RefSeq and is a predicted model, not a curated record. Lineage: Eukaryota; Viridiplantae; Streptophyta; Magnoliopsida; Caryophyllales; Amaranthaceae. The coding region runs from base 842 to 2041 and encodes 399 amino acids. The transcript has 8 exons. Gene Ontology annotation, biological process: glycerophospholipid catabolic process. Gene Ontology annotation, molecular function: phosphoric diester hydrolase activity.
AAUUUAUUUGUUCUUGUAUUUUGUAUAUAUUACAGUCAAAGUUCCUUGUAAGUAGACAUAAACAUAAUUAAAAAGGUGCAGCGAAUCGAUGAUCCAUCAAAAAUCUAACCAUUUGUAAAUACAACCAUUAAGGAAUUCAUAUUAAAAAAUUUAGAGAGAUUCUAUCUUGAGUUAUUUUAGCUGACAGAGUUGUAGAAAAUGUGGAGCCCGUUUGUGAUGGAAUAUUUUGUGGUCCGAUGGCAGGAUUCAGCGGGGUUUAGGGAAGGUCAACAAUAAUGUUGCUCCUCUUUAUGUACUCCGUAUUUAUUUAAUUAAUUGUGAUAAAGAUGAAGGGUUUUACGGAACCGAAAAGUCUUUAAAGAUCACCUAACAUUGUCACUAAUGGCCUAAUGGGAAAGUUGUUCCUCUAUAUUGGAUUGUUUUCGUUUCAACAUAUACAAUGUAUGACCAUAUUAUAAACUUGUCACAUGAAGUACAAGCAUUAAAUAUACGGAGUAAUCUGUAAAAUAUAUUUUAUGAUCAGUGUUAGUUUGAGGAUUUUUUUAUAACUAACAUGUGACGAUUGAUGUUAUUAUCGUACAUGUUAUAAACUUAUAGUCAUAUUUAGACAAGAAAUACAAUAUACAUUAACAAGAAAAAAAAAAAGAAUAAUAACGGAAUAUUCGUUAAUAAAAUUUCCUACAAGGUAUAUAUACGAAGUAAGCUGUAAACCCCUCCUUAGAUAUAAAAAGAGUAGCCUAAAAUAUCGUUAUUCUGCAUUAGACAAUACUCCUAUAAAAUAUAGUCGUGAAAUAUUAUUAAUCUCCCAAAAUCUUCAUCUUUCUCCAUCUUCACAUUUCCAAUGGCUCUGAAAGCAAUUCAUGUCGCAAACUUACCAAAUUUCGAUCACACCAAUUAUAUCUCAGAAAAUGCCACCAUUUUUUCUCCCACUUCUUUUCCUUCCGUUCAUACAGAAUGUUUGGUGGAAGAGGAAAAAGAAGGAAAGAAGAAGAAAUCAUAUAAAGUUGGGAAAUUUGUGGUAAUGGGACACAGAGGAAGUGGUAUGAAUAUUCUGCAAUCUUCAGAUCCUAAAAUGAAAACUUUUAAGGAGAAUUCUAUUCGCUCUUUUAAUCAUGCUGCUCAAUUUAAUCUCGACUUCAUUGAGUUUGAUGUUCAGGUCACCAGAGAUGACUGCCCUGUCAUUUUUCAUGACAUACAUAUCCUUACCCAAGACGAGGGAGUCAUUAUAGAGAAAAGAGUGACAGAGAUUACCUUAGAAGAAUAUCUGAGUUAUGGACCUCAAAAAGAGCCAGGAAAGGUUGGAAAGCCUAUGCUUCGAAAAGCAAAAGAUGGGAGUAUAUUUGAGUGGAAAGUUGAGAAUGAUGCUCCUUUAUGCACAUUGCAAGAGGCUUUUGAAAAUGUUGAUAAUUCCUUGGGUUUUAAUAUUGAGUUGAAACUCGAUGAUAGCAAAAUUUAUGAUGAAGUGGAGCUCAAACGCAUCCUUCAAUCAGUUUUAAAGAUUGUCGAUAAUCAUGCUGAUCAAAGGAGGCCCAUACUUUUUUCAAGCUUUCAACCUGAUGUUGUGCAGUUGAUGAGAAAACUGCAGGAUAAUCACCCUGUUUUCUUUCUUACCAAUGGAGGAUGUGAAAUAUACACUGAUCCUAGAAGGAAUUCUCUAGAGGAAGCCAUCAAGCUUUGUCUUGAAGCUGGCUUACAAGGGAUCGUCUCUCAAGUAAGGGCGAUUUUUAGACACCCUGCAAUGGUUGCUAGGAUCAAAGAAUCCAAGCUCUCCCUUAUUUCUUAUGGCCAAUUAAAUAACGUGCCAGAGGCAGUAUACAUGCAGCAUCUAAUGGGUGUUGAAGGUGUGAUCGUCGACUGUGUUCAAGAGAUAAAAGAAGCAGUAUCAGAUUUUAGCGAGACAUCUGCUGAGGAGACUGAUGAAGAGAAUUCCUUAAUUAACGGUAAAGAUAUGGAAGAAAAGAGAGAGAGGUCACCUGUAAAGUUCUCAGAUCGUGAGCUCUCUUUUCUUCUGAAGCUCAUACCGGAAUUGGUACAAACUUGAAUGCUCGUAAUACAUUUAAUUUUCUGUUGUAAUUUAUGUUCAAAUGUACUUCAUACCAUGGUUGGUUGGUUUAUAUUGUGUAACCUUCUCAGAAGAAUUUAAGUCUCCCAAUCAGUCAUCUUAGAUUUAUAUACGAAGUGUGGAGUAUAUAUCAUGAUUGAUUUAGGGUAUGAUAUGAUUUUAUUCGCGUCUUUGGACACUGUAUGUUUGUAUCUUAUUAGCCUUGACUGAUUUGGGGUAAGGCUUUGCAUAGUUAAAGUCUUGGUUGUUGUUGUGUACCCAUUGUAGUAAGUAUGUCAAUCAUUGUACUAA